Austrofundulus limnaeus is the source of this 4918-nucleotide messenger RNA. It is a transcript of the gene fam135b, whose product is annotated as family with sequence similarity 135 member B. The record is from RefSeq and is a predicted model, not a curated record. Gene Ontology annotation, biological process: lipid metabolic process. Lineage: Eukaryota; Metazoa; Chordata; Actinopteri; Cyprinodontiformes; Rivulidae.
GGCUGACGAACGGGAGCGUUUUCCUGAACUCGCACCCAGACRCUGCGGCACUUUGGCGGAUUAAAACCCGGAGAGGGAGAGAUGGAGUUCAGAGAGGCAGGAGGCAGAGGGGUGGGACUGCAGAUGGAGAUAACCAUGGCAACAGCAGCAGCAGCAGCAGCAGCAGCGCGAGGAGAGCUGAUCUAAACACUGCAGAGCGCGCGCGUCCUUCCGAACCUUCGAAGCGGAUCCUCUGCGGACAUCACAGCACAUCACUAAGGUGAUGAGUGGGAUUAUAUCAUGUCUGAGGUCCAAGCAACACUGGAUUUUUCUCUAGAAUUGCACAAGUUUCACAAUGUGGACCUUUUUCAGAGAGGGUUUUAUCAGAUUAGAGCAGGACUGCAGGUCUCACCUCGAGUUCCCCAUAAGUUGACAGUGACAACGCAAAACCAUACAGGAGAGUGCAGCUUUGUCUCAGCGGGGGUGUACAACGGCACUGUUUUCAGCCGGAUAUUUCAGAUCCUUUACAGAAACGAGGAGAUUGCAGUGAACGACUGGAUGACCUUCAAAGUCCACCUGCUUUUGGAUGUAGACAAGGUGGAAGAUACUCUCAGUGAGGUGGACUUCCAUCUGAAGCUGGAUCUGCAUUUUACCGACAAUGAGCAGCAAUUGGCAGAUAUUGUGACUGUUCCCCUCAUCAGCAGUCGGACCCUCGGUCUCCACUUCCACCCCCGAACUGGCCUCCAUCACUACGUUCCAGUAAUGUUUGACUACUUCCACCUGUCUGUCAUCUGUGUCUCUGUACACGCCUCACUGGUUGCCUUACAUCAGCCUCUCAUCAGGGUAGUUUUUAUGUGCCCAGUGAAAACUGCCUGCAGAGAGCUCAUAUGUGGCACCGGCGCCUUUGUCGCCUCCUGCUGGUGGCACAGAAAGGUCUGCACACCUACUGUAGCACGCUGAAGAAGCAAAUUCCACAGCUCCAACUGGAUCCACAAGAACCAGAUGUUCUGCCUGUUGAAGAAACUUUAAAUCAGCUCUCUGUAGAGUUACAGCUGCAGGAAAGCCAUGAGAAGGUGGCCGAGCAGAUCAGCAAGGAUGUGAACCAGCUCUGCUCUCAGCUGGCUGCUCUGUGGAACUGCUUCCUGGAGGCUGCUGUGCUUAACCCCCACAUCCUGUCCCAUCUGACGCAGGAACACCACACUCUCAGGGUCAGGAGGUUCUCUGAAGCAUAUUUCUUUACCGAGCACCCCAAAGAGAUCUCUCUGACAUUUCAGGAGGAACUUAUCAACAGACAUGGGCAGAUAGCUGCAGAGGUCCGGUGCUCAGACUAUUUGACAAAAAUGCCUCCUUUACCUGUUGAGUGCCUGGAUAUUGAUGGAGACUGGAACAGCCUACCCAUCAUCUUUGAGGACCGAUAUGUUGAAUCUCUACAAACAGAGAGAGAGUCACUUUCGCCAAAGCCUGAAACCACCAGGGAUCAAACCAACUCACAUUUCACUAUAAGUCCUGUGAAAAUGUUUCCUGAGAGAACCCAGAACAACAGAUCACCAGCAACACCCCAUGAUUUYUCAGACAGUGAUGAAAACUUGGAGCUGCCCAUGGAUGUCUCAAGUAUUAUACAUCAGAGCAGAACAGAUGUAAGAAGUACCUUGAACCUCAUUCAGACUAAGCAUGGUACUGAACUAUCUGCAGCUGAAGCAGAGAAAAUGAAAGAACCAGCAAAAUGUCAAAGCCAACACAAGGAGAACUGUAGUUCCAGCUGGACUGACUGUGCAGUUAGGCCUUAUGGUGUGAUUUCAUACAGGGAAGAAGGAGGCCUGAGUCAUGAAAUGAAUGACUCCUCUGUUCACAAAGUCACAGAAAAUAUUAUUCAACACUGUGAUGGUAGAAACCACAAUAUAGCAAAAGAGAAUGUAAACACUGAAGAAGAGUCUGACUCUGCCAUGCCUUCUAGUCACUCCAUUGAUGAUGACAGUGAAAAUGUUCCCAUUAACACCUUUCUUACCUCCCUUAUGCAUUCAGUUACACCUUUCAUUUCUGGAGACAUGAGAAAAGAAACGAGCCAUUGUGGAGGCUCUGUUGGCUAUAAGGUCAUGAAACGCUCAUCCUCUUUCAUCUCUGACUCAGGCAUUGAGAGUGAACCCAGCUCAGUAGCAUGGCCUAUGGAAAUUGAACUGCAGGGACGGCCUUCGCUGGAUUUUUCUAGUGAACAGGAGCUUCCAAAGCAAACUGUUUUGAAUCAUCUUCUCCAUCGCAGCUGUGUAGAAGGUCUGCAGAUGGAGAGCAAUGGCAGACUUCCAUGUGGAGGUAUACAGGCCUCACUCACCUCCAUCAACUCCCUACCCUAUGAGGAUGAUCAACAACAAAAACAGCUCAGUAAACUGACCAAGUCACUUUCCGCACCUCAAAUAAGUAGCCCAGAAGAUGCUGACGAGGGGCGUGUACUGCUCAACCAGGACACAGACACAGUUCAUCUCCAGGAUUUGGAGUUGUUCUCAGAGCAGAGUGAAUUGUCUCAGUUAGUCAGUGUUCCUGAUCAAAUUCUCAAGAACAGAAGUUCAGAAAAGACUAAAUUCCAGCAAUACCCAUCAGUGUCAGUGUUGAGUAAUGAGUCUGAAAGGUUGCUUCCACAAGACUUUGUAGAAAGAUCUUCUGURAAGCAAAGUGCUGUUAUCGGCCAUCAGUGGGAGGAAAAGAACCAUCAAACACACACAAGUGGAAGAAGAACUUCAGUAAAUGAUAUGGAUUUGGGGCAUUCAGAGACAGCAUCUUGCAGCUGUGGAAACAAAUCAUGUGUGCAUGAAAGUGCAGCAAAGCAGGAAGGCAUUAGCUCCGAGGAUGAGUCCCAGAGUGUGCAUCAGAGAAAACUGCAAGGCACUGAAGAAAAACCACAUAUGGAUUCCUUACAGACCUCCCAAAAACAGUCACAGUCCAAUAAAUAUACUGUCACACCACGGCCAUGUGAGCUGACAGGCCUGACCACCAUGGAAAUACCAUCAAUGGUUUCCCCCAGAACCAAUGGAACAACAACAAGUGACUGUCAGACUACAGCCUCAAAGAUUUCUAACUCAGGCCUGGCCUUUGUGAACAAGAAAAUGGUGGAGGUGGUGAACAUGUCUGUGUCCUGUGCUCCAACUUGUCUACCAUUUUCAUCUGUCCUAAGAGACUCUCCCUCAGUCAGUGGACUAUCGGCCCGCCAGACUUCCUCCCCUAUUACCCAUCAACCCCUGGGGUCCUUUGGUAUAAUUUACUCAUCUUCCCACAUACCAAUCAACAUGGAUGAAGAGACAAAUGAACGGAUGCUAAAUUUCUACAAAGCCAAAGAAGAGCUACUUAAAAAGCUGAACUUUCAGGCCAGCAUGUACAGUGAUGUUCCUCUCCUGGCGUCAGAGUUUCCCUACUUCCCACCUGAAGAGGAUGAUGAGGAGUUUGAUGAUGGCAUCCACCUUGUAGUGUGUGUCCAUGGGCUUGAUGGUAAUAGCGCUGAUCUUCGGCUGGUAAAGACGUUCAUAGAGCUGGGACUUCCUGGAUCCAGACUCGACUUCCUCAUGUCUGAGAGGAACCAGGCAGACACAUUUGCUGAUUUUGACACCAUGACAGACAGGCUGUUGGAUGAGAUCAUUCAGCACAUCCAGCUGUACAACCUCACCAUUGGCAGGAUAAGCUUCAUUGGCCACUCUCUGGGGAAUGUCAUCAUCAGGACAGUGCUGACAAGACCUCGUUUCCGCUGCUAUUUACCCAAGCUGCACACCUUCCUUUCUCUGUCCGGCCCACACCUGGGAACUCUGUACAACAACAGCACACUGGUCAGCACAGGUCUGUGGUUAAUGCAGAAGCUGAAGAAGUCUGGGUCCUUGUUACAGCUCACCUUCAGAGACCACGCUGAUCCACGGAAAACAUUCCUUUAUCUCUUGAGUCAGAAACCAGGGCUGCAGUUUUUCAAGAAUGUAGUGUUGGUUGCAUCUCCACAGGACCGAUAUGUUCCAUUCCACUCUGCCCGAAUAGAGAUGUGUAGGACAGCUUUGAGAGACACAACCACAGGGCCCAUCUACACAGAAAUGAUCAACAACCUCCUUCAGCCAGUUGUGGAGGCUAAAGAGUGCCGGCUGAUACGACAGAAUGUAUUCCACGCUUUGCCCAACACGGCCAACACACUGAUUGGUCGUGCAGCCCACAUUGCUGUCCUGGACUCAGAGCUCUUCCUGGAGAAGUUCUUCUUGGUAGCAGGGCUCAGCUACUUCAGAUAAAGGUGCUAGCAGGCUCAUGUACCGAGGCUGACUGUGAUUGAUGGAGAAUGCAAACCUCGUUACUUUGCAAAGUUUACCUGGAAACCAACAGAUCAGAUAUGUUACCUGUCAGCACUGACAGCAGCUGGUAUUAAAAGAUGAGCAAAGAUGUGACUGUUUUUGUUGAAAACUCAGAAGUCAGAGUGUAACAUGUAGCCAUGCAAGACUAAAUAUCUGAUGACAGGAUUGACUGUAGAUGUUUGUCUGCCUUAAGUUCUCAACUAGAAACACAAAUAGAUGCAAAYUGAGGUUCGCAGCUGUGAUUACUGUCUAUGUAGAGUCAAUGUUUGGUUGUUGGCAAUCUUUACUUUAACGAUUAUCCUAUGCUGUCUUCAGAAACAACAAAACAGAUGUGCAACAUUUGUCCCCAUUGAUUGUACCUGAUGGAUUUAGUUGUAUAAAAACAGCUCUUGCUUUACUUAUAUGUUUUUAUUAGGGCUGCAACAACACAGAAAAUUCAUGCUUUGGUUCGUACUUUAGUGACACGGUUCAAUAUUUUUUCAAUGCAAAAGAGAGAAAUGUCCAUGUCCUUCUUAACUUGUAGUUUACUGAAAUUUAUUACGAAAAUUUGCUUAACUUCAAACAGUUUUUAAAUUAAAUGUUGCUGAAGCAGAAAGUUUCUCAGUGGAUCUGUGCUCCACAAUGCAGCCUAG